Messenger RNA from Phytomonas sp. Hart1, 1533 nucleotides. The record is from the annotation of a GenBank genome assembly. NCBI's taxonomy places the organism in Eukaryota, Euglenozoa, Kinetoplastea, Trypanosomatida, Trypanosomatidae.
AUGGGGGAAUUCUACCGGGCGACCACCAUCACGCCGGUCCCGCGCCGCUACGGCGUGCGCGGCGGCAACGCCAUCGCCCGCAGCCCCGAGAAGGCCAUUCAGCUCUGCGCCCUGCACGCGCUCGACGUCCUCUGCGCGCUCGACAUCCCGCUCUUUCUCGAGGAGGCGAAGCAGCGGCAAUUCCUGCGCCGGCGCCGGCUGCUCGGGAUGAUCACGCCGGAUGGGAUGAAGCGGCGCAUGGUGCGCCCCAAAAGCGCUAUGUACAUGCUUAAAACCACCAACGGGCCCGCCGAGACGGACGAGCUGGGGGGGGACCCGAGCGCCCGCGCAGGGGAGACCCCCGCAAAUUCAGAUCCCCAGGCGAAGUUCUACACAUCGCCGAUGCCGGGCUACAUGAUCGAAGGCAACGUCGUGCGCUUUCCCCCGCGGAGCGAUGACACCCUGUCGAUCCUCCAACUGCGCCUUCCGGAGGACUGCGUGAUCUUCGGCGAGGGCUUCCCCGAGGACGAAAUUCAAGCCCUCGGCAACGAUGCAAAGGUCUGCGUGCAGAACUACAUGCGCCAGCAGCACAGCGUUAACUCGAAGGAGCCGCAACCCGUUCGGAAAGCCGCCGCGGGGGCGAACCUCCCGGAAGGGGACCUCCCCCAUGACCCCACGCGGCCGCCGGCAGACGACCCCGCCGAGGACCUUUCCCCGACCGAGCACGAGGAGCUCGAGAAGCUUUCGGAAUGGAUCCGCGGCUUCCCCCUCAACGUCAACCCCUCGCUCUACGUCACCGGAUAUGGCAAGCAGGUCAGCGUGUACAACAUCGCCUACAUCCGCCUUCCGGUCCCGUCGGCUCGGGGGGGGGAACACACGCCCCCCGCCGUCAAACCUCUCAACUCUAAAAAGAAUAAAGCAGAUCUAAAAACAACGGAAACCAACCCUACCGCCGCCAUCUCCGCGGUGCUGAGUGAAGUCACGAUGAUGGCGGAUGCGUUUUACACCCCUUCCCUUCAAGGCCGUAGUGCGCCGGCCACUUCGCCGAUCCUCCGCCCCGGGGACCGCCCUAAGGUCGAGGUCCAACCAACUCCCGACCCCGACGGUGAGGCGACGAGAGACCACCUACUCGCGGUGGGGAUGUCCUUGAAGAAAAAGGACGCGGAGCGAAUGUGCUUCCUUCACGCCGCCACCCUCCUCAAAUACCACUACAACGAGGACGUCUUGCAGAACUACCGGUUGGGUCUCCCGCGUAAGGGCGGCGCCACGUCGUGCGAGGAUAUUCAGAAAAUGUACAAACCCUCCUCCGGAGCGAACGCUGAGGUCGAAGACGCGAAAGAAAAACCAGAGGGCGAUCAGGAUGGGAAAGGCGGUUUGAAUGCACCACAGUCUAAAGAGGCCGAAAUUCAACCGCAUCCGGCCCCGCCGGGGCCGUUUUUGCACAACGCGAUGAAGACUUUCAUGGGUAGCGGGCGGUCUAUUACGCAACCCAGGCGGCGCCCCCUGUGUCCAUCUUUUAACCCUUUUUAUAAAGGAGAGCGAGAAGCUUCCUGA